Messenger RNA from Microthlaspi erraticum, 1203 nucleotides. NCBI's taxonomy places the organism in Eukaryota, Viridiplantae, Streptophyta, Magnoliopsida, Brassicales, Brassicaceae. The record is from the annotation of a GenBank genome assembly.
AUGAUAUCCGAUCUUCCAAGGGAUUUGGCGGAGGAGGUGCUCUCAAGGCUUCCGGUGACAUCUCUGAGAGGAGCGCGAUCUACCUGCAAAAAGUUGAACACUUUAACGAAAACUCGGAGCUUUAAAAAGAAGCACAUGGGUGGAUCACAGAAGAAGCAGAGGAAGGAGUUUGAGGUGGUCAUGAUGCUCGAAUAUAAGGUUUACUUGAUGAGCGUCCAUCUCCUCUGUGAUCCAUCAUCUAUAGAGCGUAUUGGUAAACUCGUUAGCCUUGGCGAUGAUGCAGAUAUAUCUAAAAUCUUUCACUGCGACGGUUUAUUGCUAUGCGUCUCCAAAGACAGAUCUACGCUUGUUGUUUGGAACCCUUACACUGGGCAAACAAGGUGGAUCCAACCCAGAAAUUGUUACCACAGAUUCGACAGGUACGCUUUGGGAUACGAGAGGAAGAACAGUUCCUCGCUCCGUAGCUACAAAGUCUUGAGAUUUGUAGAUGAUUACGACUCGAGAGUGAAGCACCGAAUCACUGAGUUUGAAAUCUACAGUUUAGACUCUGAUUCGUGGAAGGUUGUUCAUGUGAAUCCGGAGUGGGAUAUUGAGUCUUCUCAGCGUGGCGUGUCUCUCAAGGGCAAUACUUACUGGUAUGCUCAAGAGAAGAUCCCACUGGAUGGUCCAUCAGAGAUAUCAGACCAACGUGAUUUCUUACUCUGUUUUGAUUUUACAACGGAGAGAUUUGGACCGCGCCUGCCUCUGCCUUUCCACUGCUUUGAAGAUACAGUGGCUCUAUCUAGUGUUGGAGAAGAUCAGCUCGCGGUCCUGUAUCAGAAAUGUGAACCUGCAUACACCCUCAAGAUAUGGAUUAGUAGCAAGAUUGAGCCCAAUGCAGUGACGUGGAACAAGUUGUUCUUAGCUGUUGAUAUGAGCCCGUUCACCGGGUUUCCGUUUCUUGAUAUCGGUGGGAGUUUCUUUGUCGACGAGGAGAAGAAUGUAGCGGUGGUUCUUGAUAUAGACAGAGGUAAACCUUGCCCCACUCGUAACACGGCUUACUUCAUUGGCGAAAAGGGAUACUUCGAAAAAGUGCAUCUCGGAGGUUCUGCAAACGCAGAUUGUUGGCCACUUGUAUGCUCCUAUGUUCCAAGCUCGGUGCAAAUCAAGCAAGCUUCACCACACGCCACCAGAAGAACACACCCUAAUUGCCUAAUUUGUUAA